This is a messenger RNA of Stomoxys calcitrans (stable fly), 1367 nucleotides long. RefSeq lists its product as uncharacterized. The record is from RefSeq and is a predicted model, not a curated record. Lineage: Eukaryota; Metazoa; Arthropoda; Insecta; Diptera; Muscidae. The transcript has 3 exons. The coding region runs from base 255 to 587 and encodes 110 amino acids.
GUCCACGUUGCCGUUGGAGUGAGGAGUCGGACUGGCGGGCGCUGGUCGCUGGCAUUCGAGCACCGGCUUUUGGCUCAGUCUUUGGGGCGCGGUUCUUUGCCAAUCCAACCCUCUGGCAAGGUGACAAAAAAACAAAAUAAACAACCAGCUGUCGGUGGUACGAAACGGACGACAAUAGAACAUUAACAAAACACCCACUGGAACGAACUGGAGGACAUUACGGCUGUGGAAUUGCCUGGCGCCUAAAAUCCUUCAUGGCGCCUCAGGACUUUGCCCACCCCAACCAUGGCACCCCUCGUCCUGUAAUAUUAAGGGUACCCCGUAAUCCAUCACCUGUCUAUCUUUGCCGCUGCUCAGUCACUUACCCCAUAUUCCGAUGCUUUAGCCUUCCAUCAUCCUUUAGAAAUCACCAAGAAGAAUGGGUCGGUCGCCUCGUCAGCUCUAGACGGAUGACCAAGAAUCGCCAAAACGGUACUGCGGCCUUGAUGCUGGCCUCUGCGGCCAAUAAGGUCUCUUCAAGUUCUCGUCGGUCCGUCCGUCUGGUUUUCGGGUCUUUUUUUUGUUGUGCUACCUUUUUAGCACCGUAGGACCAACAUCGGCUGAUUGGAGGACGAAAAUGUCCUUUAACUGCGUUGCUACCUACCCUAACUAUGAGCUCAUGUUUGGUUAUAGCCUGUAACCCAAACAACGGGUGAGUAAAAAAAAAGCACUAAUGUUGCCCCUACCUAAUCUAUUUCGAUUGUAUACUUUAAUACAAAAAAACCCUUUUUUAAACAAAAAUAAAGCAGUCCAAGGGUCGAACGUCAGUAAAGCAGUUUGGUUCGCUAGUCUGGAGAAACUAAAAAGAGUACCUUAGGAACGCUGGGGAAUGCAACAGCGUCUGGAUCCCUCGCUGGUGGAUGGUGUGCGUUGCGGAUGUGGCGGUGACCAGUGUGGCGGUGACCAGGGUGUCGGUAGCCGAUGUGGCGGUUGUUGAUGCAGCGGUUGGUGAUGGAAGCCUUCUUCUUUGUGCGGCAGUGGAGGUGGAGGAGGCGUGGAUUUUGAUUUUUAUGUUUUUGACUUUUAGUUUUGAAAUGUCCACUUGUUUAUUUUAAUUUUAAUUUCUAUUUCUUUUCAGGUUUUUAAUAUAUUCCUUUUUUCAGGUAUUUAACGUUCAUUUCAUUUCAGAUUUUUGACAAAGUUUGUCUUCUCUUUUUUUUACGUUACCAUUUCAAUUGGCUCUUUAUGUAUCGUCUCUUCACUUUUCAGGCAUUUCAAAUUUUCUAUUUCUUUUUUUUUUUUUUUUAAAAAACUGUCCUUUUUAUUUUGUUUAAAUCCGUUUUUUUCACAUUCAUAUGAAUUUAAAUAAAACACAUUUACCAAAUUUA